Molecule: messenger RNA, 1431 nt
Organism: Nicotiana tabacum (common tobacco)
Lineage: Eukaryota; Viridiplantae; Streptophyta; Magnoliopsida; Solanales; Solanaceae
Product: putative membrane protein At4g09580
Biological process (GO): autophagosome assembly
Source: RefSeq, a predicted model, not a curated record
AAGCUUUCCCCUGCCCUUUUGGUUUCAUUCAGAGAAUGAAGGAAUAUACUUUAUCUUCCUCCAUAAAUUGAUUGAGAAAGAAACAGAAAAAAAGAAAAAGGAAACCUUUUUUUAGCACAUAGAAAGAGGGAGGGGAACGAAGAAAGAGUAUUUCUAAAGCAAGCCAAAACAAACUCACAAAAUUAAACUUCCUCCCCCUCUAUUCUUCUUGUGCAUAAAUUUGUUUCCUUUUUCUAAAAUUGGUUCAAGAAUUUUUUUGGCUUGGUUGGAUAAUUGUUGAAAAAAUGGAGGGAGAAGUUGGCACAUCAUCUUCAUCUUUGAAGUGUGAAAUGCAAGGGAAUGGGGAAAAAGGGGGCAGUAGCGGUGCUGUAAUAAAUGAAACUAAAUCUGUUAAUAAGUUUCCUUUGACAUUUUGGGAGAUUGGGGUAGCAGGUGUUGUUGUUUUGGGUUAUGCAUUGGGUCUGCUUUGUAUUUAUCUAACUAUGCCUGCCUCUGAUUAUAGCUUCUUAAAGCUUCCAAGAAAUCUUGAAGAUCUUCAAAUACUCAGGGAUCACCUGGAGAGCUAUACUAGUGACUACACCGUUCAGGUCCUUGUGGGAUACUGUGUAGUCUACAUUUUUAUGCAGACAUUUAUGAUCCCAGGAACAGUUUUCAUGUCACUGCUUGCCGGAUCUCUCUUUGGAAUCUUCAGAGGUGUAGCACUGGUCGUGUUCACCGCUACUGCGGGUGCAUCAUCUUGCUAUUUUCUAUCCAAACUGAUUGGGCGGCCUCUCGUGUUCUCACUGUGGCCUGAUAAGUUAACUUUCUUCAGAGACCAGGUGGCUAGAAGGCGAACACGGCUGCUAAAUUACAUGCUUUUCUUGAGAGUUACACCGACACUGCCAAACACAUUUAUCAAUGUUGCUUCACCAAUCGUGGACGUGCCUUACCAUAUAUUCUUCUUUGCAACUGUCAUUGGGAUCAUUCCAGCUGCUUAUGUCACUGUCAGGGCUGGAAUAACUCUUGGCGAAUUGCAGUCGGUGGGUGAUCUCUAUGACAUGCAUUCUAUAGCUACUCUUUUCCUUAUCGGUCUUGUAACUGUUACGCCCACAUUGAUUGGCAACAAGAGCUAAUUAUAGAGCUCAGCUUCAGCAGAAAACAUUGUGAAGUGCCAUGACUACCAUUAACUUUCCUCGGCAUGACUUCAUUAUAUGUACAGAUUAGCAUUAGACAAGUGCAUUGUGCUCGAGUCUCUGCCGCAAAAAGUCAUGCAGCUAUUGAAUUUGAUCCUGAAGCAUUUGUUUGAAAAAACAGCCCCAAAAAAAGGAUCUGAUGUCAUUGGAAGAUAUUGAUGUGUAAGCUUCCUGUCAUGAUUCUGUAAUAGUUUAUUUGCGAUGCUAUUGGAAAACGCUGCCUUAGAUCUUAUAUUCAUUUCUUUUAUCUGUUUCCUUU